Molecule: messenger RNA, 1131 nt
Organism: Fonticula alba
Lineage: Eukaryota; Rotosphaerida; Fonticulaceae
Exons: 1
Coding region: 132-863 (243 amino acids)
Source: RefSeq, a predicted model, not a curated record
ACACACGCACACACGCACGCACGCAGACAGGGACAUGGUAAAUGAGUGUAUAUGUUUCGGGACCGGGGGCUAUUCCGACGCUCAGGGGCAGUGCCGCGUGACCUGGAUCACGGCGCCCACACAUCACGCCCAUGGACUACUCGGCGUUGGGAGCGUCCUGUGGAGGGUGGGGGGGGAGCCGCCGCCGGGGAUGGCGGAAAGGGGCCAGCGGGCCCCGUUUCGGCGGAUGGGCACCGGGUCCUGGGCGCCAGACGGCAGUGACGCUCGGCAGGCCUUCUGGUCCGUGCGCGGUGGCUGGUCUCGCCGGCAAGGGCAUUCCUCACGCAUGGGGCUCGGCCUGCGUCAGUCCCGAGGGGCCACCCCCCGACUGGCCGGCGCAUCAUCGACCCAUGCUUCGGGGCGCACAUCAACCGGUUGUCCGCGGCAGAUCGCACGCACGAGGGCGGAGGGCCCGCCGCGCGCGGCCGUUCUGUCUGUCCGCGCCUGAGCGAGGGCCGCCCGCAGGGAAGUGCCGUGGCCCGGUCCUGGCGCACGGCAUUCCGGCGGAGUUAGCACUCCGUCCCCCGGGCGGGAGGCCCGCUUUUUCGGACGGUAGAGCAGACGCGACCAGCCCGGGAGACACCCGCGAGGCCAUCUACCAUAGGGGGUGCUCUGCACUCUCGCGCUGCUUUGUAUGUGGCCCUGUGGUCGAGCGGGGAGCCGCGCGGAUGCAUGACGGCCCAAGCGCAUGUUUGUGUCGAGACAAGGCACCGAGCUUGCCUCCGGCCCGGGGGGGACAGAGGCAAAUGCGUGGUAUGCAUGUAUGGGUGUGUCUGCGAAGCAGCGUAGGCCUGUUGCAUGCCACAGCAGGAGCCAGCGACUGAGGGACCCUCAUGGCGCCAGCAGUGGCACCGCGUUCCGGCUUCCCUCGUCGGAGGGGACGCGGCCGAUGGAGGGAUCUGGAGACGAUGCAUCCGGGGUUUCUGUUUUUGGCACACCGGGCUCCAGGCUGGCACAACAGGCCCGGGACAAAAAAGAGCGAUCCCAGAGACGUGGAUCAAACUGUGGUCGUCCUUUGCAGGGGGAGGGCAGGGGUGCCGCCCCUCAAGGGGAGCUCCCCCCGACGGCGGGCGCCCUUCUCCUGCCUGCCGG